UUCCUAACCAGUCCCCCGUGGCGGCCGUGCCUUCCGCCCGCCCCCGGGGCUCCGGGGCCACCAUGGCCGAGCCGCCGCGGCCGGUGGAGAUCGACCCGGACUUCGAGCCGCUGGCCCGGCCCCGCUCGUGCACCUGGCCGCUGCCCCGACCCGACUUCAACCCGCCCGGCCCGGGCCCGGCGGCCGCGGGGGCCUCGGCGGCCAGCCCGAGCCCGGCUCCGGCCGGCGGCAACGGCAACGGCGGGGACGGGCCCGGGACCGGCGACUUCCUCGGCAACCUGAGCCUGCUGGAGGAGAGCGACGACUUCCAGCGGCCCCCGGGCGGCGUGGUGUCAGCGGCGGCGGCGGCCGGACUGUGCGGCGACUUCGCGGGCCCGGACCCGCCCCGGGGGCACCCGGUCCCCCCUCCGCCGGUCCCUCCUCCUCCGCCGGUCCCUCCGGUCCCCCCUCCGCCGCCGGGCCAGCCCCGCAAGACCAGCUCGUCCCGCCGCAACGCUUGGGGCAACCUGUCGUACGCCGACCUGAUCACCAAGGCCAUCGAGAGCUCGGCCGAGAAGCGGCUCACGCUGUCCCAGAUCUACGAGUGGAUGGUCAAGAGCAUCCCCUACUUCAAGGACAAGGGCGACAGCAACAGCUCGGCGGGGUGGAAGAACUCCAUCCGCCACAACCUGUCCCUGCACAACAAGUUCAUCCGGGUGCAGAACGAAGGCACCGGCAAGAGCUCCUGGUGGAUGCUCAAUCCCGAGGGCGGAAAGAGCGGGAAGUCUCCCAGGAGGAGAGCGGCCUCCAUGGACAACAACAGCAAGUUCGCCAAGAGCCGGGGCCGGGCGGCCAAGAAGAAAGCGGCCCUGCAGGCCGGGCAGGAGGGGAGCGGGGACAGCCCGGGCUCGCAGUUCCCCAAGUGGCCGGCCAGCCCCGGCUCGCACAGCAACGACGACUUCGAGAACUGGAGCACCUUCCGGCCCCGGACCAGCUCCAACGCCAGCACCAUCAGCGGGCGGCUGUCGCCCAUCCUGCCCGAGCAGGACGACCUCGGGGACGGGGAGGUGCACGGGCUGGUGUACCCGCCGCCGGGCUCCAAGAUGGCGGCGACGCUGCCCAGCCUGUCGGAGAUGAGCAACUCGGAAAACAUGGAGAACCUCCUGGACAACCUCAACCUCUUGUCGCCGCCCACGUCGUUGACGGUGUCCACCCAGUCGGCGCCCGCUUCCCUGAUGCAGCAGGCCCCGGGCUACUCGUUCGCGCCCCCGAACGCGAGCCUGAGCUCCCCGAGCCCAGACUACCGGAAGUUCCCCUACGGCCAGGCCGGGCUGAGCCCUUUGCCCCAGAUGCCUAUGCAAACGCUCCCAGAUGGGAAAUCGGGUUACGGGGGCUUGAACCAGUACAACUGCCCCGCGGGCCUCCUCAAGGAGCUGCUGACGUCGGACUCCCCCCCCCACAACGACCUCUUGACGGCCGUGGACCCCGGGGUGGCCCAGCCCGGGGGCCGCGUCAUGCUAGCCCCCAGCUCGGUCCUGCCGGCCUACGGCGGCCAGCCGCCCCACACCCACGCCAAAAUGAUGAGCCCCAGCCCCCACCCCGGACACACCCAGCAGGCCUCGUCCGCCGUCAACGGGCGACCCCUGCCCCACGCGGGGAGCGCCCUGGCCCACGGGGCCGGCCUGAGCCGCCUGACGCCCGGCAAAACGCUACAAGUGCCUCUGACGCAUCCCUUGCCGAUGAACGCCAUGGGCGCCUACCCCCCGGGCGCCAGCUGCAACGGCUACGGCCGGGUGGGCCUCCUCCACCAGGAGAAGCUGCCCAGCGACCUGGACGGCAUGUUUAUCGAGGGCUUGGACUGCGACAUGGAGUCGAUCAUCCGCAACGACCUCAUGGAUGGAGAUACGUUAGAUUUUAACUUUGACAGCGUGUUGCCUAACCAAAGCUUUCCGCACGGCGUUAAGACGACGACACACAGCUGGGUGUCGGGCUAGGCGGCGGCGAGCGGGCUACACUUAAAAGUACUUCAGAUUUGUCUGACAGCAGGAACUGAGGAAAGCAGUCCAAAGAUGUCCUUCACCCCUCCUCUUAGUUUUCUCGAUAAAAAAGCGUUCCUUUUUUUUUUUUUUUCCUUUCGUCAGACUUGGCAGCAAAGAUUCUUUUCCUCUACAGGAUGUUUGCCCAAAGUUUUCAGGUUAUGUGCUGCUGUAGAUAAGGACUGUGCCAUUGGAAAUUUCAUUACUAUGAAGUGCCAAACUCACUACACCAUAUAAUCAUAGAAAAAGACUUUUGAAUCCAUGUUGUGAUUUCAAGUUUUGUAUAUAAGCGAUAGAUACAGAAAUGUUGUGUGUGUUGGUUUUGUUAUUUUUUUUGGUUUUUGUUAUUUUUUUCUAAAGAACCUCUAUUUGGUCCAAGAAAAGUUUAUACUCUUUUUGUAAUACUGUGAUGGUCUCCUGUCCGAAGUAAGAUGGACUUUUGUUUGUGCUCCCGGUGUUCUUCUGAACUUACGGAUCAAGACUCUCGCCUCGACGCUGAAGUUCUCAGAACUGCCUCCCGUCCUAGCCAGAUCGACGCCGUGCGAUUCAAGCGAGAACCAAGUAGCUGCAGCUUGACACGAUUUGUUGGAAACGGCGGAACUCGUCCUCGGUCGCAAACAGCCGGCAAAGGCCUUCUCUCGUCGUAUUUUGGGGCAGAUUUGUGCAAGUCUCGAAACGGUUGAUUUCCAGGUGGAUUUUUGUUGCUUUCGUUGUUGGGAUGUGAGAUCGUUUUUGAAAUAGACACUGAACUGUGUAAUGGUUUCUUAAAGUUAGGGUCUCCUUGUAAAUUUUCUGGAAUCCCAGGCGUCGGACAGCAUUCGUAAUGUUCAUUUUGUAUUUUUAUCUGGAUUACUACUAAUUUUCUAUGUGCUUAACUGGUUUGUAUUCCGUGGGGUGCGACUUGGUGAGAUUUCCAUGAAUUAAUCUAAAGAAAGAAGUCACGAGUAUCUCGAAUACUAAAACAUAUCUGUCCCCUUUUUUGUUUUUUUGGUUUUUUUUUUUUUUACAGGAAAGUGAUGUAUAGUUCUUGGCCCUUUGCAUUUUGUGUUUAGGGGAAUUGAAUCCGUUUUUAUAUAUGCCUUUUUAGAAAUUUCAUCUGCUUCGACUACCAUAUUAACCCUGAGUACCACAAAGUGUUAAGUAUCCUCGGAUAGAUGCUUGUACGAUGCUUCAUGGUGGCUAGUUCCUGGAGGUCUCAUAAUGUUUGUAGGCCAGAAAAGGGUUUCCUUUACAUCGAAGAACCUUCUCGCUCUGCCUGCGGACUUUCCGAUGAGGUUACCGUUGGAACUGAGCUUCAGCAAAAGGGUCUGCCGGUGUGUCGCUCGCCCCUGCCCCUUUCCCCACGUCCCCGCCCCACGGUUUCCUUUCCGUUUGAAGAGAUCGGUGCUACAGCUCAGCUCACAGACUUUCACUCUAAGAAUUGGUCGGGAAUCUCCAGUCUCCCUUCCCGUUUUCCCCCGUCGCUCAGCUGAAGGCGAAAAGGGGAAGCCCGGGUGGAGGGUCUGAGAUGCAGCUGCGUUUCAUUACUACGAGGAAAUUGAUGUGGGAUCAUUUCAAGAUUGGGCAUCUGAUUUGCGAAGGCCAACCAGAAGGGCCCGAGUGAGAAUAGUCCUUUUCCCGAGUCAGGAAUGUGAAAGCUUUCUUGAGUCUCGAGCAGCUUUAAUCCCCAACCCCCUUACUAUACAGUUUUAAUACUUUACAGUUCCCGGGAACCGGCAGGUCGUUAAUUGGGGUCAGAGUCCCAUUUCAGCCAGCGCAUCACCUGUCGGGUUUUCUGAGGCCACUCAGAAAGAGGAGCAGGUGGGCAUCCUUGCUCACUUGGGCCUGUUGGAAGCUCUGAUUUCAUGGCACGGGUCUGUGGGCCGAUUACUCUAAAUCACACGUGCGCCGUCUUGCGCUUGUCAGAGUGUCUCUCGCCCAGAUCUCUCCGGCUGUCUCUUCGCCCCACGGUGAGCACACAAAUGCAGCCGGAGGUUCUGCGCUGUUUCUGAGUGCUCGCUCGUCUCACCGCCCCGAAAGCGAUCCCCCGUCGAGGGUCGACCCAAGGUUCCGUCUAUCGUCCGGGAGCUGGGACUGAAACUUUAACUUCUCCAAACAGCGGCCCCAGCCUUCUGCGGCACCCUCCCAAAUGCUUAGUACGGUGCUCUGCACAGAGCGAGCGCUCAAUAAAUCCCAUCGAUCGAUUGAUCAACUGAAUGAUUGAAAUCAAGAGCAUCUUAUCCAGACGGUAGACCAUAGUUGCUUUCCAGCUUCGCUCUCUUGAUUCCUCCGGGCCCUGCUUUCCGGUGCCCGAGCGUCGGGCUCCGUGGCGUCCCUGGUGAGCUUUGAAUCCGGUCCCCAAAUUCCCACGUUAGUCCCCAAGUCUCAUUUUCCCUGGCAGGGCCCCUUAUUCUUUCUCUUCUCCUCUCUUGGUCUGUGCAGUUCACUUCCAUUUUUCUCUCACGGCUUUUGGGGUCGUAAUUCGGAUGCCUUUCCCGUGGAUGGGAUGUAGUGAAGUGCAGCGAAGGGCAUUUUGUUGGUUUUUAUGAAAGCAAACAUUAUGUGACCUCUAGUAAUUUUUUUCCGUAUAAAUACUGAAUUUCUGGAGUAAUUUAGUUUUGUCAAUUAUUGUAAAUGAUUGCUUUGUGAAAUGUGCAGACGAUCUUUACCUAUGCAGCAUUGUUUGAUUUUUUUUCCCCUCCACCCUCUCUCUGGUUUGUACUGUUAUUAAAAGUAUAUUGUAUUAUAGAGCUAUUCAGAUAUUUUAAAUAUAAAGAUGUAUUGUUUCCGUAAUAUAGUUGUAUGGAAUAUAUUUAGAUAGUAGGCGCAUUAAUUGGAGAGCUCUGCUUUGGUGAGAUGAUUUUUUUUUAAAAGGCCUAAAUUUAUGAAUAAAAGAUAUACUGCCUUUUGGGUUGCCAACACGCCAUCCCCAAGAAGAGGAUGGGAAACUUAAAAUCGGACCAAUUUUCAAAUUGUGUAAAAUUUGCACUUGUUAAACCACUGGAUGUAUGUUUAUAAGUACUUUCCCUUUCCUUUGUCCUUAUUUGAAUUUCCCAUUUUCCACUCUUAGCCUUCUUAAUUUAUAACUGAUUUUAAAUGAGAUGUUCUCUUGUGUGUGUUUUUUUUUUUUGUAAUCAUUAUGUAAAAAGUGCAGUGUGGUUUACGCAAACCCAACACAACUCGGCAUUAAAACUGGCCUCCUUUUUGAGGGUGUCCCACAGACCAGCAAUAUCACCAGAGAACGGCAUGUAAAUACCGCCACUUUCCUUGAGGGUGGUUUUCUCAGUGCUCUGUCUGACUACUCCAAUCCGGUGACAUCACACACCUAGAUAUUCUCUGAGAAGUGCCUGAUGAUGAUGUGCUUACAGACACAAGAACAAUCUUUGCUAUUAUUGUAUAAAGCCAUAAAUGUAUAUAAAUUAUGUUAAAAUGGU
Messenger RNA from Tachyglossus aculeatus (Australian echidna), 5428 nucleotides. It is a transcript of the gene FOXO1, whose product is annotated as forkhead box O1. The record is from RefSeq and is a predicted model, not a curated record. Gene Ontology annotation, molecular function: RNA polymerase II cis-regulatory region sequence-specific DNA binding; DNA-binding transcription factor activity, RNA polymerase II-specific. Gene Ontology annotation, biological process: regulation of transcription by RNA polymerase II; insulin receptor signaling pathway. Gene Ontology annotation, cellular component: nucleus. Lineage: Eukaryota; Metazoa; Chordata; Mammalia; Monotremata; Tachyglossidae.